Staurois parvus is the source of this 540-nucleotide messenger RNA. The record is from the annotation of a GenBank genome assembly. Lineage: Eukaryota; Metazoa; Chordata; Amphibia; Anura; Ranidae.
CCUCCACUCAGUGUCCUCCACCCCUCUCUGCCAAUCCCUCCACUGGCUUCCACUCAGUGUCCUCCACCCCUCUCUGCCAAUCCCUCCACUGACCUCAAUUCAGUGUGCUCCACCCCUGUCUGCCAAUCCCUCCACUGGCCUCCAUCAGUGUCCUCCACCCCUCUCUGCCAAUCCCUCCACUGGCUUCCACUCAGUGUCCUCCACCCCUCUCUGCCAAUCCCUCCACUGGCCUCCACUCAGUGUCCUCCACCCUCUCUCUGCCAAUCCCUCCACUGGCUUCCACUCAGUGUCCUCCACCCCUCUCUGCCAAUCCCUCCACUGACCUCAAUUCAGUGUGCUCCACCCCUGUCUGCCAAUCCCUCCACUGGCCUCCAGUCAGUGUCCUCCACCCUUGUCUGCCAAUCUUUCCACUGGCCUCCAGUCAGUGUCCUCCACCCCUCUCUGCCAAUCCCUCCACUGGCUUCCACUCAGUGUCCUCCACCCCUCUCUGCCAAUCCCUCCACUGGCCUCCACUCAGUGUCCUCCACCCCUCUCUGCCAA